AUGUUGGUGUUGAAGCCUCGACCACGGAAGAAUGUUGAGGUGUUGAAGCCUCGACCAGGGAAGGAUGUUGAGGUGUUGGAGCCUCGACCACGGAAGAAUGUUGAGGUGUUGAAGCCUCGACCAGGGAAGAAUGUUGAGGUGUUGGAGCCUCGACCAGGGAAGAAUGUUGAGGUGUUGAAGCUUCGACCAGGGAAGAAUGUUGAGGUGUUGAAGCCUCGACCAGGGAAGAAUGUUGAGGUGUUGGAGCCUCGACCAGGGAAGAAUGUUGAGGUGUUGAAGCCUCGACCAGGAAAGAAUGUUGAGGUGUUGAAGCCUCGACCAGGGAAGAAUGUUGAGGUGUUGGAGCCUCGACCAGGGAAGAAUGUUGAGGUGUUGAAGCCUCGACCACGGAAGAAUGUUGAGGUGUUGGAGCCUCGACCAGGGAAGAAUGUUGAGGUGUUGAAGCUUCGACCAGGGAAGAAUGUUGAGGUGUUGAAGCCUCGACCAGGGAAGAAUGUUGAAGUGUUGAAGCCUCGACCAGGGAAGAAUGUUGAGGUGUUGAAGCCUCGACCAGGAAAGAAUGUUGAGGUGUUGAAGCCUCGACCAGGAAAGAAUGUUUAUUUACCGUCUAUUGUCUAUAUAGUGUCUAUCGUCUAUCCACUAAUGCCAACUCUACCGUCCAUUACCAUCGAGGUCCGGCCAGUCGGUCCAACACAGGUGGUUGAGAUGCAAAUCGUCGGCGUCAGGAAUACAAAUGAAAAGUUUUGGGCAGGGAUGGUGUUGUGA
Molecule: messenger RNA, 765 nt
Organism: Homarus americanus (American lobster)
Lineage: Eukaryota; Metazoa; Arthropoda; Malacostraca; Decapoda; Nephropidae
Product: microtubule-associated protein 6-like
Exons: 1
Coding region: 1-765 (254 amino acids)
Source: RefSeq, a predicted model, not a curated record